AUGACCACACCCAUACUGUCCGGCGCAGUAUGCAGCGAGCACCGUCUCGCCUCUCAAGUGGGCACCGAGAUGCUGGCUGCAGGAGGGUCAGCUGCGGACGCCAUGAUUGCGACUGUACUUGCUAUCAAUACGCUUUGCCCUUAUCAUUCGGAUCUGGGCGGAGGGGGCUUCGCCAUUGUCCGGAGUCCUGCUGGAGAGUAUCAGGGACUGGACUUUAGACAGCAUGCCCCAGCUGCUGUCACGAUGGAGUUCUAUCAGAAUGGCGCAUCGACCUCGAAAGGCGGGGCGGCGGUGGCUGUACCUGGAGAGCUGCGCGGUCUCGAGCAACUACACCAGCAAUAUGGUCGACUACCAUGGUCCAAGCUGUUUGAGCCCAGUAUCAAAUUCGCCGAGGAGGGAGUGCCAUAUACGUGUAGAGAAUGCGUACCCGGCGGAUCAGAUCAGAUCGAAGGGUCCUUCUACCAGACCGACGAGAUGUACGCCCCGCUCUUUCCAGACGGCAAGGCUCUGCCUCCCGGCGCAAAAUACCCUCGGCCAGAGUUCGCUCGUACCCUGCGACUGCUGGCAGACCGAGGAGCGGAUGGCUUUUACGAGGGAGAAGUCGCGGAGGCUCUGAUCAAGGUGGUCAGGGAAAGAGGGGGACUGAUGUCGCUGGAUGACCUGAAGAACUUCCAACCUCGGUGGAUCGACCCUAUCCAAGCCAGAUACCGAGACUAUACACUAUGGACCCUCCCUGCGCCUGCAUCAGGAGCGAUCUGGCUCUCGGCGAUGGGGAUGCUCAGUCAGCUUGAUCGGACAGAGGAGGGCGCAGUAUUGGGUCAGCACCGCGUUACUGAGGCUUUGAGACUAGCGUUCGGACAGAGAACCGAGCUGGGCGAUCCAGCCUUCGUUCCCGGUCUCCAAGAGAAGCAGGCAUCCUGGAUAUCCGAGGAAGGCAGCAGGAGAAGAUCAGAGAUGAUCUCGGACGAGAGGACAUUCCCGCCAGAAUACUACAUGACACCAAGUACGGAGAUCAAGUACGACAGCGGUACAUCCAACAUCACGACUGCCGACUCCUCCGGACUCGUCAUCUCCCUCACGACCACCGUUGGCUGGAAUUGGGGCAGCAAGAUCAUGGUGCCCGGGUAUGGCUUCGUUCUCAAUAAUUCUAUGGACGACUUUUCGGUUCAAGGGCGGCCGAAUGGGUUCGGGUACGAGCCCACACCGGCCAACUACGUGCAAGGCGGGAAGAAGCCGCUCAGCUCGAGCUGUCCCUAUAUCGUCGAAGAUAGCACAGGAUGCGUCGUGCUCUCCGGCGGCGCAGCGGGAGGCAGUACCAUCAUCUCCAGUAACAUCCAGGUAGCCAGGAACGUGCUGGACUUUGGGAUGUCAGCUGCGGAGGCCUUGCGCGCAAACAGGCUCCACGACCAAAUCCAGCCGAAUGUGACAUAUCUCGAAAGAACAUCGACCACGCAGGGCAUCACGGUCGACGGGCACUCGGAGGAGUUGGCCGAUGGGCUGAGAGAGAAAGGCCAUGUCGUGGAAUGGGUCACCGCGCAUAGGAGUACACCUUGUGCGAUGCGGUUCACGUCGGAAGGCAAGUGGGAGGCUGCUGGAGAUCCUCGGAAGCACGACUCAGGCGGGAGCGAGUCUUAUGCUUGA
This is a messenger RNA of Dioszegia hungarica, 1641 nucleotides long. Its product is annotated as nucleophile aminohydrolase. Bases 1 to 1641 code for a protein of 546 amino acids. Lineage: Eukaryota; Fungi; Basidiomycota; Tremellomycetes; Tremellales; Bulleribasidiaceae. Gene Ontology annotation, cellular component: plasma membrane. Gene Ontology annotation, biological process: glutathione catabolic process. The record is from RefSeq and is a predicted model, not a curated record. The transcript is spliced from 9 exons. Gene Ontology annotation, molecular function: glutathione gamma-glutamate hydrolase.